This is a messenger RNA of Populus trichocarpa (black cottonwood), 2523 nucleotides long. RefSeq lists its product as uncharacterized. Gene Ontology annotation, molecular function: FAD binding. Bases 207 to 2330 code for a protein of 707 amino acids. The transcript is spliced from 11 exons. The record is from RefSeq and is a predicted model, not a curated record. NCBI's taxonomy places the organism in Eukaryota, Viridiplantae, Streptophyta, Magnoliopsida, Malpighiales, Salicaceae.
CGUGAAAUGACGCUGGAUGCUGGUCGUUCAUUCAAUCCAACGCUCAAAAAACAUAACGUGAUUGCCAUAACGUCACUUAAGAUGACACCCAGUUUAUCAGGGCAGUUUAUAUUAGAAUCCCAGACCUUUAUUGUACCGUGACCGAAUCAGUCAAAUUUCAAUGACCAAUCUGUGAGUGGAGUGAAGGUCAUUUGGCAAUCUGAGUCAUGGGGUUUUUAGGGUUCAUCAAAGGGUUCAGUAGCGUGUACAGAGCUAAACCAAGAAUCAGAGUACACCCAUCAUUUUGCCAAUAUGGUUACUGUCACAUUCAAUGCAGAACCUUUUCACACUUUAAAGAUCACGACGAUUCAGUGCUUCCAGUUUUGAUAGUCGGUGCAGGACCAGUCGGUCUCGUUCUCUCCAUUCUUCUUACAAAACUAGGGGUAAAAUGCUCUGUUUUGGAGAAGAGCAAGUCCUUUUCACACCAUCCUCAGGCACACUUCAUCAACAAUCGGUCUAUGGAGGUGUUUCGCAAGCUGGAUGGCCUUGCGGAGGAGAUUCAAAGGUCACAACCACCUGUAGAUUUAUGGAGGAAGUUCGUAUAUUGUACUUCUCUCACUGGUCCAGUUCUUGGGUCAGUGGAUCAUAUGCAACCUCAAGAUUUUGAAAAAGUUGUCAGCCCAGUGUCUGUCGCACACUUCUCUCAGUACAAAUUAAUUAGAUUACUGUUAAAGAAGCUAGAAGAUCUCAACUUCCAUAUUUGUAAACCUGAAGGGCUUAAUGAUGAGCCCUUCAGGGGUGGGGAGUUAUUAAUGGGGCACGAGUGUGUAAAGAUCAAUGCCACUGGUCAAUCUGUAAAUGUAACUGCUUCUCAUCUCAAGGAAGGGAAGUACACAGAGAGAAAUAUUAGCUGCAAUAUCCUUGUUGGAACAGAUGGUGCAGGAAGUACUACACGGAAGCUUGCAGGAAUAGAACUGAGAGGUGAAAAAGACCUGCAAAAGCUUGUCAGUGUUCAUUUUUUAAGCAGAGACCUUGGACAAUACUUACUCAAUGAGAGACCUGGAAUGUUGUUCUUUAUCUUCAAUACCGAAGCUAUUGGAGUCCUUGUUGCUCAUGAUCUCAUGCAAGGAGAAUUCGUAUUGCAGAUGCCAUUCUAUCCACCCCAGCAGAGCCUUGAUGAUUUCAGCCCCGAGACAUGCAAACACCUCAUCUUGAAAUUGGUUGGUCAAGAGCUUUCAGACAUUGAUGUGAUUGAUAUAAAGCCAUGGGUGAUGCAUGCUGAAGUUGCAGAAAAGUUUGUGAGCUGCGACAAUCGAAUAAUACUUGCUGGGGAUGCUGCUCAUCGAUUCCCCCCAGCUGGUGGUUUUGGAAUGAAUACUGGCAUUCAGGAUGCUCAUAAUCUCGCCUGGAAAAUAGCUGCUCUUGUAAAGGGUAUUGCACCGUCUUCAAUACUUCAUACUUAUGAAACAGAACGUAGGCCGAUUGCAAUUUUUAACACAGCACUGAGCGUCCAAAACUUCAGAGCAGCCAUGGCAGUUCCUGCUACACUUGGUCUUGACCCAACCGUUGCAAAUUCAGUGCAUCAAACCAUUACUGAUGGAGUUGGUUCCAUUUUGCCAUCUGGAUUACAGAGGGCAAUUUUGGAUGGAAUUUUCACAAUAGGUCGUGCACAGCUUUCAGAAUUUCUUCUAAAUGAGAAAAACCUACUGGGGUCUUCAAGGCUUGCUAAACUAAGGCGUUUAUUUGAAGAGGGAAAGAGCCUUCAGCUGCAGUUUCCUGCCGAGGAUCUUGGCUUCAGGUACCUUGAAGGAGCACUCAUUCCUGACAGUGACAGUGUGGGUACUCAAGAACCACCAACUGGUCGUCGGAGGGACUAUAUCCCUUCUUCAGAUCCAGGGUCAAGGCUGCCUCAUAUGAAUGUGCGCAUGUUGUCCAAUUCUUCUAGUGAGGCAUGCAUUUCUACACUUGAUCUUUUGCCUUUGGACAAAGUUGAGUUUCUACUCUUCAUAGCACCACUUGAAAAGUCCUACCACCUUGCUGUUGCUGCCCUGAAGGUGGCUGAGGAAUUCAAAGUUUCUGUUAAGGUUUGCAUACUGUGGCCUACCGAAACUGUUAAAGGAGCUGAAGCGAGGAGUAAGACAGCAAUGGCGCCAUGGGAGAACUAUAUAGAUGUUGCAGAAGCUAAGAAAUCGUCAAAUUCAUCUUCAUGGUGGAGCAUGUGUCAAAUGACUGAGAAAGGAGCAAUUUUAGUUAGGCCCGAUGAACAUAUUGCUUGGCGUGCAAAGUCAGGUCUUGAUGAUGAUCCAAUUUUACAAAUGAAAAGUGUUUUUUCUGCAAUAUUGAAGGUAUAACAACUCAAUAUAUAAGAAACAUGCUUAGAAGACAUAGGAUUUCUGUGCGUGCAUGUGGGGCGAAGUCCUCCACUUGAAAGCACAAUUACACUGGUGCUGUGUAUAUUUCCCAUUGGAAUGCUAUAUGGUGACCUCCGCUUCUUUAUGGAAAGAUCCUUUUGAGCAAUUGAAGAGACAUUGGUUGUAUGCAGAA